This is a messenger RNA of Eleginops maclovinus (Patagonian blennie), 2709 nucleotides long. RefSeq names its product protein kinase, cAMP-dependent, regulatory, type II, alpha A (gene prkar2aa). Gene Ontology annotation, cellular component: cAMP-dependent protein kinase complex. Lineage: Eukaryota; Metazoa; Chordata; Actinopteri; Perciformes; Eleginopidae. Gene Ontology annotation, biological process: negative regulation of cAMP-dependent protein kinase activity. The coding region runs from base 694 to 1872 and encodes 392 amino acids. Gene Ontology annotation, molecular function: protein kinase A catalytic subunit binding; cAMP binding; cAMP-dependent protein kinase inhibitor activity. The transcript is spliced from 11 exons. The record is from RefSeq and is a predicted model, not a curated record.
UACAGGCAGCGGUUCAUUUCGUGCGUCUAGUGCGGAGUGUUUCGCCGGGAGGGAAGAAACGUGUGUUCAGUUCAUUUCUGCAGGCUUCUCUUGAUGUAAUUAGCUGAAACACUGCUGGAUUAACAAUACAAAAUAGUUUUUGUCGAUACUUGGGGUUGCACUUAAAAGUGGUGUGGCAAAACGCUGACUUGUUGUCACCUGGCUGCAGCAGCUGACUUUACUAGUGUCUCCAGGAGAGGAGUCGCUCGACAGAUAGCCAAGGAAAAACAGGCAGAUGCUAACAAUUAGUUAGCAGCUCUUAGCGAGUUAGCCUGCCAGCUAGCCAGCUCUCCAUACUGCCACAGCAAGUCCCACCCUCCCCAAGUGCGUGGACGUCGUAAGAGGCUGCAGCGGUGAAGUCGGCUGCUUUUUCCUGUCAACUUAGCCAGCAUCGCUGUGCAGCUGGCUGGCGAGCUAAACUACCCCCAAAAGGUUAGCUCAGCGACACACUCGUUACAUUUAUUGGCUUUAACGUUGGACCGGGGUUUUCUGUGGAGGUAUACGGUCGCUACACUGGCAAAGAGACUGGCUAAAAAGAAGAGACGAAAUAAGAGAGAACAAGGAAGACACCAAGAAGGAGGGGACUGGCUAGUUUAGCCGGGGAGACAGAUUCUCACAUAGAUAGAAUACACCGCCACUGAGCCACACACAGCCAUGAGUAUUGAGAUACCAGUGGGGUUGACAGAACUGCUGCAAGGGUACACUGUGGAGGUGCUGCGACAAAGGCCGUCAGACCUGGUGGAUUUUGCAGUACAGUACUUCACCCGUUUGCGGGACACCAGAAGCCAAGAUGGGGCCGGUGCUGGUGGCAAGAUGGGGAAAGGAGUGAUGUUUGAUGGAGAGCCCAUGCAAACAGAGUCCAACGGGGAUGAUGACGACGAUGACGAGGAUUCUGACUUUGAGCCUCCACCACCCAGCAGAUUCAACAGGAGAGUGUCAGUGUGUGCGGAGGCGUUCAACCCAGACGAGGAAGAGGAGGACACGGAGCCCAGGGUGGUGCAUCCGAAAACAGACGAACAGCGCUGCAGACUGCAGGAGUCCUGCCGAGACAUCCUACUGUUCAAAACACUAGACCAGGAGCAGUUCUCGGAGGUGCUGGACGCCAUGUUUGAGCUACGGGUUCAGCCCCAGGACCACGUUAUCGACCAGGGAGAUGAUGGAGACAACUUCUACGUCAUAGAGAGGGGGCUGUAUGACAUUGUGGUAAUGGGAUCAACGGUGGGACAGUAUAACAAUAAGGGCAGCUUCGGGGAGUUGGCACUCAUGUACAACACGCCACGUGCCGCCACGAUCGUCGCCACCCAGGAAGGGGCACUAUGGGGACUGGACCGCGCCACAUUUCGUAGACUCAUUCUGAAGAACAACGCCAAAAAGAGGAAGAUGUACGAGACCUUCAUCGAGUCCGUGCCCUUACUCAAAUCACUGGAGGCAACAGAGAGGAUGAAGAUCGUUGAUGUAUUAGGAUCGAGGCAGUUCCACGACGGCGAGCGCAUCAUCACACAGGGAGACAAGGCCGACUGCUUCUAUAUUGUAGAAUCUGGAGAGGUCAAGAUCAUGAUGAAGAGUAAAACGAAGGCCGACCAUGCAGACAAUGCGGAGGUGGAGCUAACGCGCUGUAGCAGGGGUCACUACUUUGGGGAGCUGGCCUUGGUCACCAACAAGCCCCGGGCCGCCUCUGUCUACGCAGACGGCCCCGUCAAGUGUGUGGUAAUAGACAUACAGGCGUUUGAGCGCCUCCUGGGGUCCUGUAAGGAGAUCAUGAAGAGGAACAUCACCCACUAUGAGGAGCAGCUGGUGGCCCUGUUCGGCUCCAGCAUGGACCUGAGAGACUGAGCCUCCCACACCACCCUCCGUGCCUUCUAUUACACACACACACACACUCCAGCACACGUUUAAAAACACAUCAUCAUGCUUCAUACGUGCAGGCGUCGCAUUCACGUGAGCACUUAAACAACUCAAGGUUGUUCCAACAAGCCUCAGAAAAGGCCACAUUAUAAUACACACACACACACACACACACACACACACACACACACACACACACACACAGGGGUACAGAUACACAUAGGCAACCACACUUGCAAAAACGGACACAUUGUGGUAAAAUGGAGACGAAAAACUUUUAAAAUCUCUGAAAAGGAAAAUUAAUCAAAAAUGCAAAAAAAAGAGAAGGAAAGUUUAAAGAUGACAGAUAAGUUUUAGAAACGUUUUAUGAUGAUAAAAAAACAGAAGCUUUGAUAAAAUAUUAUUUAAAUAAAAAAAGUGUUUCCUCUUUGGGAGGCCGGGGUGCAGAACUUUGUGAGCGCACUCCAUUUCUUCCUCUACUGUUGUUGAUUGAGUUGAGUUAGUGAUGGUGAUUCUUGCAGUACCACAGAAGAAGCAGUGAAAACAAUAAAACCCUACGUUUUCUGGGCCAUUGUUAUUCUAUCAUUGACACAACACUUCAUUGUAUUGAAUUAAUUAUUAAUGUAUUGUUAUUAUAUAUUCAUUUAUUAUUAUUUUUUGUUUUACUUUGACCAAUUAUGAUAAAAUUCACCAUCCAUCUCUGACAAAAUGUAAAAACGGAAAAAAUUCUAAUAAAAACAUUAGUGCUUAUUUCUCCUUGAUUAUCCUUGAAUGAGUUGUCCUGGAUAAAAAAAUGAAAAAAAUAAAGCAAACAUUUUGUUAAAA